Molecule: messenger RNA, 210 nt
Organism: Hemisphaericaspora subhashii
Lineage: Eukaryota; Fungi; Ascomycota; Pichiomycetes; Serinales; Debaryomycetaceae
Gene: KTI11
Product: Kti11p
Exons: 1
Coding region: 1-210 (69 amino acids)
Biological process (GO): protein histidyl modification to diphthamide
Molecular function (GO): metal ion binding
Source: RefSeq, a predicted model, not a curated record
AUGGAAGUCGUAUAUGAUGAAAUAGAAAUUGAAGAUUUCACAUUUGAUCCAGUCACACAAUUAUUCCAAUAUCCAUGUCCAUGUGGAGAUAGAUUUGCAGUUACAUUGGAUGAUUUGAAAGACGGUGAAGAUAUUGCAGUGUGUCCUUCUUGUUCACUUAUGGUUAGGGUUAUUUUUGAACCUGAAGAUUUAGAUGAGUUUUGUUCAUAA